This is a messenger RNA of Laccaria bicolor S238N-H82, 570 nucleotides long. RefSeq lists its product as uncharacterized. Lineage: Eukaryota; Fungi; Basidiomycota; Agaricomycetes; Agaricales; Hydnangiaceae. The record is from RefSeq and is a predicted model, not a curated record. The coding region runs from base 1 to 570 and encodes 189 amino acids. The transcript has a single exon.
AUGUUCGAAACAAAUGAUAAUCCAUCAAUUGAUGAUUUCACUCAUGAUGCAUUUGCUAUUCUGGGUGAAGGUGGUGCUAUGAGGCUUUCUGAUAAACACACCUGCUCUGAGUGUACUCAAGAAUGCAAGGCAGUUGCAGAUUUUCUACCUGCUCCCAAUGAUGCAGCAGCUGUCCUUGGUGUUGAAGAGAAUCAAGAUGGUACAAGACCAGACUAUAUAUGCAUUGAUAAGGCAUGUCUGGUUCUUAGAACAAGCAUUCAAAAUGGAAGCUGGGAGGAAUGGUGCAAGACUAGCCGACUUAUAGUUGACGCAUAUCAUUACAUCAACCAUUGCACUACAGAUAUGAUCUGCCAAAAAUAUUGCAACCCUGCUCCUCUUGAUGGAUCAGCACCUAAUUUGGUUGUUGAAGCAGAGACAAAAGAUGGGGAAAAAUAUUUGAAACGAGGAUUCAAUACUCAAGCAUGCAAACAAUUGAGUGGGUGGAUUGGAGCGUUUGAUUCUAUCUUGAAAAGGAUGACCGUUGACAAUUUCAAUUGGUUUUUGCAUGCAAUGUUAUUUUAUCAUACCUGA